CCACCCCCAACCAAACACAACCCGACCCGUCAAAUAAACCCAACUUGUUCCUACUCGACACCAACUAGCCCCUCUCCCGUUCUUCAUUUUCUCCAGCGACCAAAAUGGCAGCAAGACCAAGAAUCACUGGCCUCGGUGCUGUCCGUCGUCAAUCCGUGCGUGCCUACAAUGAUACCUUCACUCCCAAUGUUGAAGAAAUAGAUGAAAAUGAAGCCCACAUUCUACGACUCCAACUCCCCGGUUUCAGCCAUGUUAAUGUCAACGUUGAAAAAGAAGCAAGAACGGUGGUGGUGACCGGAGAUCGUAAUGUGUCGACUACUCGAUUGCAAAUUUUGGAUAAAACUUUUCCAGUUCCACAAAAUUCCAAAAUCGAUGAAAUUAAACACGAAUUACAAGAUGGAGUUCUCACCAUUACAAUCCCCAAACAAACUACUGAACCGGUGACCGCACCGCCGUUGCAAGCAGCGGAGUCGACAGCGCCGCCGGAUACGAAGGCUGAAACUAAGGAACCAGACGUGGCGGCUCUGACGAAAAGUGAUUCAACCUCAGAUAAGGCUAAAGAAGAAAUUUCGUCGGCAAACGUAUCCCCACCGGAGACGAAAGCUGAAACUAAGGAACCAGAGGAAGGUCCUCCGGAAGGCGAUUCAACCCCAGAGAAGGGGUUAAUAGAUCUUUCGCUGGGAAAUGUAGCUCCGCCGAAGACGAAGGCUGAAGUUGAGGAACCAGAGGUGGCAGCUCUUCCGAAAGAGGGAAUAUCUGAAGAACUCCAAAAGCAGGGCUCGGCGAAGGCCACCAAGGAGGAAGCUCCGACGCCGGCGCCGUUGGUGGCUCCACAGCCUCCGGUGGCUACAGAUUACGUCAAAGAAGAAACAACGAUGGAUCAGAACAUUAGCAGCCAAGAACAGAAGAAAGAAAUUGGAAAUGAAAACCCAGAAAAUGGGAAGGAAUCUAAAACAGAGGAGGUGAGAAAGAAUGAAGAAACCACGGAGAACGGCACCGGAACUCCAUCUCCAAGAGCGACCAAAGUAGGGAAACUUGUCGGCUGCUUCAAGAUUCGAAGGUUGCCGUUACGGACGACGGUGAGUUUGUCGGCGACGGUUGCGGUUGCGGUGGCUGCAUAUUUUGCGUAUGCUUAUUACGGAGUUUCGUUCGCGAUGGAAUGAAGCUGAAAUUCGCAAUGGUUUCUCUUAUUUAUAUCGUUAAAAAUAAUAAACGAAGCCUUAAAUAAUUUUCUAA
Messenger RNA from Cucumis sativus (cucumber), 1236 nucleotides. Its product is annotated as inactive protein RESTRICTED TEV MOVEMENT 2. Gene Ontology annotation, biological process: protein folding; response to heat; response to hydrogen peroxide. Lineage: Eukaryota; Viridiplantae; Streptophyta; Magnoliopsida; Cucurbitales; Cucurbitaceae. The record is from RefSeq and is a predicted model, not a curated record. Bases 105 to 1163 code for a protein of 352 amino acids. The transcript is spliced from 2 exons.